AUGCUCCGCCUCCGAAUCUGCAUCCUCGCCCACCUUCUAUCCUCUCCCACCACCUGCCACAGAUCCCCUUCCCCUCUCUGCCGUCUCCUCUCGGCCGCCGCACCCCCCGUUUCCCAACGCACCGGAAUCACCGGAUUCGCGGUCGAGGAGUACCUGGUCGACACCUGCGGCCUCACCCCAGCACAGGCGCUGAAGGCCUCCACGAAGCUCUCCCACCUCAGAUCCCCCACCAAGCCAGACGCCGUCCUCGCCUUCCUCGCCGGCCUCGGACUCUCCACCGCAGACGUCGCCGCCGCCGUCGCCAGGGACCCGCAGCUCCUCUGCGCCGGCGUGAAGAGGACCCUGUCCCCCAUCGUAGCCGGGCUCACCGGCCUCGGUCUGUCGCAUUCCGAGAUCGCGCGCCUCCUCUCGCUCUCCUUCCGCUGCAAAUCCGUCGUCUCCAACGUGCACUACUACCUGCGCCUCUUCGGAUCCUCCGACAAGUUCCUCCAAGCGUUCAAGCGUAACAACCGUCUCCUCUCGCACAGCCUCGAGAGGGUCGUCAAGCCAAAUGUGGCGUUACUGCAGGAGUGCACGCUAGGUGCUUGCGAUAUUGCCAAGGUGUGUGCCACUGUACCAAGGAUGCUCACCGCCAGCGCGGAACAAAUACGGGCGGCGGCGGCGAAGGUCUUGGUGUGCCCCGUGGCUCCGUGA
This is a messenger RNA of Aegilops tauschii subsp. strangulata, 693 nucleotides long. The record is from RefSeq and is a predicted model, not a curated record. Lineage: Eukaryota; Viridiplantae; Streptophyta; Magnoliopsida; Poales; Poaceae.